This is a messenger RNA of Dipodomys spectabilis (banner-tailed kangaroo rat), 279 nucleotides long. It is a transcript of the gene Fam240c, whose product is annotated as family with sequence similarity 240 member C. The record is from RefSeq and is a predicted model, not a curated record. Lineage: Eukaryota; Metazoa; Chordata; Mammalia; Rodentia; Heteromyidae. The transcript is spliced from 3 exons. The coding region runs from base 1 to 279 and encodes 92 amino acids.
AUGGGGACCACCAGCAACCUCCAGACGCAGAAAAUGAAUGACUCAUUGAAGUAUCCUGGAAGAGUAGCCUGUGACACAGGCGGAAUAAAGAUGUUUUGGGAGAAAAAAAUUGAGCAUCAUGAAAAGCAAGUGCAGAGGGAGGACCUGAGGGUCCGAGGCAGCGCCCUGAGCAGGCUCCGCGUGGAGUGGGCUGAGAGGCUGGCAGGAAGAAACAAGAUGCUACAGAGGCCCCAGGAGGGGCCUACAUCUUUCCACACCCGGGAUAAGACCAUGGCCUGA